AUGUUUGUUACAUCAGCAGAAUAUAAUGGGAAGAACAAAUACACUUUAAAUGGUUGGAUUUCAUUAAUUGUGUUAUGUAUUGUAUCGAUACUUUCAACUGUCAUUGUUGUAGUCUUGUCUGCGCGAGGACAGCAUGUUUUUUCAAGAAAUACAUCGGACCAUACACAUAACAUGAAAUUAAGAUUCAUGUACCUUUUUGGUGUUGGAAUCUGGACACAUUACAUCAUUGGUAAUAGUGUCUUGCAUGCUGCAAGUAGUAACCCGUCAAACAUUUCGUGCUUUGCUUCAAAUCUGUAUAGAAAAUCAAGACUUAUGAUGGAGCCAAUGGUCCUAGAGUACUCAUUACUUGCAAACCUUUUAAUACUUGGCAUGUGGCCAAAAGAGCAAACUCAUGAACAAAGUAUGAACGAUUCACAUCCGGAAUACGAAACAAUGGAAAUGUCACCACUGUUACUUCAAUACAGGUCUAAAAGAUCAGGAAUAAAGUUUUCAGUUUUUUGUGCAUUAAUUGGAAUCUUAAUAAUGUGUCCCGUCAUAGUGUUUAGGAUUCUUCACAUCCAUAGGGAGAACGGUAAAUCGAUAGAAGUCCUUGCUAGUUAUUCGUUUUCAAAUACAGCUUUGAUAUGUUUAACAAUUAAGUGCUUACAUUUAUUAUCGAUUGAAUGUCGUCAUGUCAACAAUAACACUUCCCAUUCAUCUGAGCAUACCGUUUUGUUAUUCGGAUCAAGUGGAUAUAUGUUCUUUGUGACUUUAUCCCUCUUUAAUGACAUCCAUAGAAAUGAUAACGCAGAACUAUUAACACGAGUUUUAGCUAUUUAUAUGGAAUUGACAUUCAUAGUAUCUUGUUUUUUACAGUGUAUUCUCAUUUUAGAGGCAGAUAAAUGUGUAAAGAUUUAUAAAACAGACAAAUUAUUUUUCAUCUCAGUAGAAAAUAUAUGUUUAAUGUUAGGGUUUAUACAUUUAGGAAGCUGGUUUGACAGUACAUUUCUUUCAGAAUCUUACAGUAUGCCUGGAGGUAACGAAGCUGUAUUUUAUAGUAAGAGAAUGUAUUCAAUGUUGUUUACCAUUUUCUUUCCGUUUAGAGUUUUUUUUCAUUUCAAAUGUUUCAUAUUCUUUUACGGCAUGUAUAGAAGGUUUAAAAGAUUACAAUAAUUAAGAAAUUAGCUGUAUUGGACACAACUGUUUUGAAAUUUUGGAUCCUCAAUGCUCUUCAACGUUUUACCUGUUUGUCUUAAUAACUAUUUUGAUCUGAGAGUCACUGGUUAAUCUUAUGUAGAUGUAAAAUUAUAAUCCGGGUAACUUUGAUAACUAUAUGUAGCCACUAUAAAGUACAUUGACUACAAACAGAAGUAGUUUGUCAGCAUGAACGAAGUACAUGUAUAUCAGGUGCAGAAAAAGUCUGAAAGUGAUAUGCUGCUUUAGGUUGAUUAUCCUCGCACUGACAAAGGCUUUCAUUGUUAUAAUACUUUUUUCAGUUCGCUGAAGUAAAGAAGGAACUUAUUUGAUUGGUUGUUAUGACUGUAUCACAACAAAAAGUAUUGAUGUUGUAACUAUGUGUUAUAUGGUAUUUUAUCUGUGUAAAACCACUUUUCUAUCUUCCGUCUUUAGUCUACCUUUUAAC
This is a messenger RNA of Mytilus trossulus (common blue mussel), 1621 nucleotides long. RefSeq lists its product as uncharacterized. Gene Ontology annotation, biological process: proton transmembrane transport. Gene Ontology annotation, molecular function: proton channel activity. The record is from RefSeq and is a predicted model, not a curated record. The coding region runs from base 1 to 1152 and encodes 383 amino acids. The transcript has 2 exons. Gene Ontology annotation, cellular component: membrane. Lineage: Eukaryota; Metazoa; Mollusca; Bivalvia; Mytilida; Mytilidae.